This is a messenger RNA of Dichotomopilus funicola, 1482 nucleotides long. RefSeq lists its product as uncharacterized. Gene Ontology annotation, molecular function: ubiquitin binding; phosphatidylinositol binding. Lineage: Eukaryota; Fungi; Ascomycota; Sordariomycetes; Sordariales; Chaetomiaceae. Gene Ontology annotation, cellular component: actin cortical patch. Gene Ontology annotation, biological process: endocytosis; actin cortical patch localization; actin filament organization. The transcript is spliced from 4 exons. The record is from RefSeq and is a predicted model, not a curated record. The coding region runs from base 1 to 1482 and encodes 493 amino acids.
AUGGCGGGCUUUAGCAUGAACAAGGUGCUAGGCACCAUUAAAAAACGGCCGACAUUUGGUGGGAAUGGCAGCGCCGCCGACAACGCGCCGAUAGAUCCCGCGAACGAUACCCCUGAAAACAUUGCUUCGCGCUCCGCGGGCGACGAUGUUAUUUUCCUCCCAUUGAUCGUUGAGGCUGCCGUUGCCUCGCCCGCCGCUGCCGCAGAAGCCGCCCGCGUGAUCCGCAAGUACCUGCACCGCGACUACUGGUCGAAGCCGUCGUACCAAUACAAUGCCAUCAUGCUCAUUCGGAUCCUGGCCGACAACCCGGGCCCCGGGUUCACACGGUACAUGGACAAGAAGUUUGUCGAUGCGACGAAGGAUCUGUUGCGGACCGGCCGGGACCCAAGCGUGCGCCAGCUUCUGAUGGAAACACUGGACUCGUUCGAGACCUCGAAGGCGUUGGACGAAGGACUGGGUCCCACCAUCGAGAUGUGGAAGAAGGAGAAGGAGAAGGCAUACAGGGCGUAUGGGGGAACAUCCGUUGCACCAGUACCACCACCCAAUAUGAUGCAGCCUUUCAACCCGUACCAACAAGCCCACCAUUCCCUACCUCAUCACCGGCCGGUCCACGCGAAACCCCUCCCGGACCCGGUCGAGCUCGCAAACCGACUUGAGGAGGCUCGAACAUCGGCCAAGCUCCUCGAGCAGGUCGUCGCGUGCACCCCACCCUCGGAGGUCCUAUCCAACGAGCUGAUCAAGGAGUUCUCGGACCGGUGUUCCAGCGCAUCCCGCAGCAUACAGGGGUACAUGGCCGCCGACAGCCCCGGCCCGGAUAACGACACGAUGGAGAGCCUGAUCGACACCAACGAGCAGCUCCAGCAAGCGCUCAACCACCACCGCCGCGCCGUGCUCCAGGCCAAGAAACAACUCCACGGAGCCGACAGCCCAGCCAGCGAAUCCAGCCCGGCUCCCCAACUACCACCCGUGGCCGAGGAAACCCGGCCGCCUGUCAGCCCGCCCGUGCCCGCCCGACGGGCCGGCGGUAGCGGCUUCGGUGGUAGCAGCUUCGGCGGCGGCGGCCUCGGCAUCAGCAGCGGCAAGGGUAAGGCAAGCCUCGACCCCUACGACGCAGCCGCGGCCGCGACCGCCGCAUCCCCAAUCGCCGGCCCGUCCCGUUCCGGAAACGGGACGCCCCGCCACGACGACACCGACGACGACGGGCAGGAUCCGUUCCGCGACCCACCAACCGAGACCGCCACCCACUACCACGCGUCCGGAUCGUCAUCGUCCCGGCCCGUCGGCGGGGCAAGUGAUACCCAACAACGGCUUUCCUUUGAGCCUUUCCAUCCUGGGUUUGGUGGCGGCGCCGGUGGCUCGUCUUCGGCUGCAAGGGGGGCUGAGAAGGGGAAAACGGAGCCGGUUACGCCUGUUUCAGAUGAGGGUGGAUCGGAUGUGUACGGGGCGACACCUAGGGUUGAUGACCAUGUUUACCGUUAUUAA